AUGAGCAGCACGCACACGCCUCAGCAGCCCUCGCCGUUUGACCGCCUCCCCAACGAGCUCCUCGUCAAGAUGCUCCUCCACCUCCCGCCGCCGAACAUCUCGCUCGACGACGACCCGCCGCUCGUCGAGAACGAUUUCUUCGACGUCAACCUCGUCUCGAUGCGCUUCGACGCGUUUAGCCGCAACCUCAUGUGGCAGCGCUCCAUCGUCGACGCAGAGUCGACACCGGAUGGCUUGUUGCGAGCCAUCGCCGUCGUCGCCAAGUGGCCGGCCAUAGCGCAUCUCGGCCUGGAGCUCCGUCUGGGCAACGGCCUACGGCCGCCGCGAGAUUGGGCGGUCGUCCUGCCCGGCACGGCCCGGCUCGUCGCCGAGGGUUUCAACCGCCUCGACCUCGUCGACCUCGCUCGCUUUCACAACCUACGCCACGUGACGCUCCACGAUUGCGAGCUCGACCUGUCGUCGGCGGGCACCGUCUUCCCGCACCUCAAGUCGCUGCGCCUUUCCGCCGUCGAGGUCACAGGCGCAUCACCAAGCGCUCCCGUUCGGACAUUCCCCGUCCUGCGUCACCUCGCCGUUGUGGAUGCCUGCAGGCCCCACAUCUCUUCGUUCGAGCCCGUCUUCAACCACCCCCUCCUCGCUCGCCUCGACAGCCUCGAAGUGUCGGUCAGAACCUGGCAUUACCGUGGCCGCGACAGAUUGUUCCCUCUCGACGACCCCCCUUCCUCCCGGCCCAUCCUUUGGCGCAUCCUCGUCAGCCUCGCCGACCACCUGCACAACGGCGACAACAUGCUUUCAACGUCGUCCGUCCCGUUCGGCCAACACCUCCUCCUUAAGUACAGCCACGACUCGGGCUCAGGAGUACCCAUCUCGGUGCACUCGGAGCGGCUCUACGUCGAGCUCCGUCGGGUCGUCGCCCUGCACGAGCCCUCCCGCCUGCGCCUCGUCCUCGUCGCGGGCGCGGAGUGGCGCAGGGCCGAGGCGACGCUGCCCGAGCUCGCCGCCAUCAAGGCCCUCGAGCAGGACUGCGAGCGGCGCGGCAUCGUGCUCCGGUCGUGCGAACGGCCAUGGGUCGAGGACGACCCCGUUCCCGAGUUUCUCGAGUUUCUGCGCGAGGAGAAGGCGGCGAGGGCACGAUCGUGA
This is a messenger RNA of Rhodotorula graminis WP1, 1140 nucleotides long. RefSeq lists its product as uncharacterized. NCBI's taxonomy places the organism in Eukaryota, Fungi, Basidiomycota, Microbotryomycetes, Sporidiobolales, Sporidiobolaceae. The coding region runs from base 1 to 1140 and encodes 379 amino acids. The transcript has 2 exons. The record is from RefSeq and is a predicted model, not a curated record.